This is a messenger RNA of Strigops habroptila (Kakapo), 2094 nucleotides long. Its product is annotated as alcohol dehydrogenase 1. The record is from RefSeq and is a predicted model, not a curated record. Gene Ontology annotation, molecular function: all-trans-retinol dehydrogenase (NAD+) activity; zinc ion binding. The transcript has 9 exons. The coding region runs from base 147 to 1274 and encodes 375 amino acids. NCBI's taxonomy places the organism in Eukaryota, Metazoa, Chordata, Aves, Psittaciformes, Psittacidae. Gene Ontology annotation, cellular component: cytosol. Gene Ontology annotation, biological process: retinol metabolic process; retinoic acid metabolic process.
GCACUUGCAGGACCACUUCACAAGACCAGCUUCCAGUGCAUGGGACAGGACUUGGGGUAUCAGCAACCUGACUGCUUUGCAGCUGACUGACUUCUUGGCACAAGGAAUCGGUGGUGGCAGGAUUCAAAACAGACACACUGGUCAACAUGAGCACGGCAGGCAAAGUUAUUAAAUGCAAAGCAGCAGUAAUGUGGGAAGCCAAUAAGCCAUUUUCUAUUGAGGAAGUGGAAGUUGCCCCACCAAAAGCACAUGAACUUCGCGUAAAGAUCGUGGCCACAGGGAUCUGUCGCUCUGAUGACCAUGUGAUAACUGGUGGACUGGUUAUGCCUUUUCCAAUAAUUCUUGGGCAUGAAGCAGCUGGUAUUGUGGAGAGUGUUGGGCAGGGAAUAACUUCAAUCCAACCAGGAGACAAGGUUAUUCCACUCUUUCUGCCGUACUGUGGGAAGUGCAGCAGUUGUUUAAAUGCCAACAGUAAUCUGUGCAUCAAAACUGACAUUUCUUCAAGUGCUGGAUUAAUGCCUGAUGGUACCAGUAGAUUCACCUGUAGAGGAAAAGCAAUUCACCAUUUUCUCGGUACAAGCACCUUCACUGAAUACACAGUACUGCAUGAGACCGCUGUAGCCAAAAUCGAUUCUGCUGCUCCGCUGGAAAAAGUUUUUCUAAUUGGCUGUGGAUUUUCAACUGGUUAUGGGGCUGCUGUGCAGACUGCCAAGGUGGAACCAGGCUCCACCUGUGCUGUGUUUGGCCUUGGAGGAGUUGGCCUCUCUGUUGUCAUGGGCUGCAAGGCAGCUGGAGCUUCCCGCAUCAUUGCUGUUGAUAUCAAUAGUGACAAGUUUGCCAAGGCCAAAGAACUGGGAGCCACAGACUGCGUCAACCCUAAAGAUUUCAAGAAGCCUGUUCAUGAGGUGUUGCUUGAAAUGACCAGCCAUGGUGUGGACUACUCCUUCGAGGUUGUCGGCCUUACCGAAACCAUGAUCUCAGCCUUAGCCUGUUGCCAUUACAACUACGGAGUCAGUGUGAUUGUGGGAGCGCCCCCUGCGGCACAGAAUAUCACUUUUGACCCCAUGAUCCUCUUCACCGGUCGCACCUGGAAAGGCUGUGUCUUUGGAGGCUGGAAGAGUAAAGAUUCAGUCCCUAAACUGGUUGCUGACUACAUGAAGAAAAAAUUUGUUCUGGAUCCAUUAAUAACCCAUAGACUUCCUUUCACUAAAAUCAAUGAAGGAUUUGAUCUGCUAAGGACAGGAAAGAGUAUUCGCACUGUCCUGGUGUUUUAGGAUUCCUGACUGUUAACACAGAUGGCUUAGCACCAGUACAAACUUCAUUAUCCUCCAAUACAACUGGUAUGAAACACAAACCAAGGCAUUUCUGAAAAGUCCACCACCUCCCCUCGGAAUAAAAGGAUCAAGCUCAAAUGCCAGAAUUCAAGCGCAGUGUUCAUAAACGAAAUAAUCUUUUUCCUUCCGCCUCUUUCUACCGAUUCUUGCUUUAAAUCCUCUUUGCUGUGCUGCAGUUUUCUUCUAAUAGCUUGUUACGAAUGACAGGACGUGCUGCUGUCACAGGUGUUGGAAAAGGUUUGGAUUUUUUAAAUGGCUUUUAAUAUGCAAUCUUUUAAUAAAAGCAAAAUGAAGGGCCUUUAUAGCACUGAGGCUCAGCACAGUAAAACCCUAGGUCAGAACUGUGUGUCCAUCCUGAAUGAUUUUAGCAUUCCAUUACCUGACAGGCAAGGAAAUUACUGCAGAGAAUAAAAUCUAUGGUGAUCAUGCAUUUCAAUUAAAAAUUUCAGUUAAGGAUGUUUAAGUAAAUCAUAGACAUAUGCACUGGAGAAUAUCUCACCAUUGGAUAUUUGACCAAACUAACACUUCCAGGCAUCUAAUAUAAAACUGCUGUGGUGGAGUUCUGCAGUUUUGUUAUUUUGUUUGUUUGGUUUAACCUUUGUAUCUUUCUUACAAACGUUUUAGUUGUUUUAUCAGUAUAGUUUUAGAUCUUUGGCCAAGUGCCUCUGGCGCUUGGGAAACAAUGUGAAGAGAUAUGGACGUGCGUCAAGUAUUGUUAUUUGUUUCCCUUAAGUAAAGGGGCAGUGUAUUAACCUUUAAA